Fundulus heteroclitus (mummichog) is the source of this 1610-nucleotide messenger RNA. RefSeq names its product IGF-like family receptor 1 (gene igflr1). NCBI's taxonomy places the organism in Eukaryota, Metazoa, Chordata, Actinopteri, Cyprinodontiformes, Fundulidae. The record is from RefSeq and is a predicted model, not a curated record. Gene Ontology annotation, molecular function: protein binding. The annotation marks the transcript as partial. The transcript has 8 exons.
CAUAGUAUACCUUUAAAAGCACAGCCUCACAGCUAUAAAGAGCAAGCUUUGCUGAAGAUGGGGUUCUCGGAUAUAUGCUUCGAUCUAACUACCUACUGGGAUUCAAUACGCAAAAAGUGUGUUCCGUGUGAAACAAAAGCUGGUUACGAAGUUACUAAAAAUUGUGGACGCGACGAUGAAGGUGGAGUCCACACGAACAAGUUUACGCCGUGCAAACCCGACACGUUCAACGACGGGACGUCCGCUCACUGUCGGAGCUGCUCCACAUGUCCUCCUGGGACUUUUAUCCGGGGACAAUGCACGUCAACAUCGGACACAAUUUGCGAGGAAGACAAAAACGCGUCUCAAACUCCUCCAACUCCAGCAGCCACCCUGGAGUCUCGUACAACCACCCAUGCGACAGCACCGUCCAGCACCACAGCAACGAUGUACCAAACAACCAACUUGCUGGUAACAAGCAAUGAGCCACAUGCACCUCUGUGGCCAGUACCAAUAGCAGUGAUUGCAUUCUUUAUGCUGGUUGCUACCGUUUUUGCUUUGAAAAUGAAAAACAGAAGAGGUGUGUGUAAAAAUGUGUGCUGUAAAAGAAGAGCAUCAUAUAAGGGGGAAGGUUUUUCCCCCAUCUCCUCCUCUGGAAGCAACAGCGAGGUGCUGGAGGACAUUCUCGACGCUAAAAUCCUGGCGGCACCUUUGCACACAGUUCUGGAUGACCUCGAUGUCUUGGAAGAGUUGGUGAUUCUGUUGGAUCCAGACACUCAGGGCAUAAAGAGCACAAAGCAUCUGGCGUCUCUCUGCUCCUUCCCUUCCACCUGGAUCACUUACACUUACUCCAUGAAGGACAGUAAAAGCCCCCUGAAAGCCGUGCUGGAAGGGGUCACCAGCAAGCAGCCCGAUUGGACUGUGGCCCACCUAGCCCAGCUGCUCAGACAAAUGGGUCGGAACGACGCCCUCGCUGUUCUCAUCAAACUCAGACCUGGUCCACAUGCAGGAUAUGUGUGAAACCUUUUCUUCCCCCUUCUGGCAGCAAGGGGUGCCUGUUAAACAGAAGUCAAUAUGAUGCCUCAGCCAUCUCCCACAGGUCUGCGUAAAUAUUCUAAAAAUAUUCGACAAUGAUUCCUACCACCCAUCUGCGUCUUCUGGAUUUGCGUAUGACCGCCAAGGAUAUGGAAAAAGUCAUUUCCAACUCUGUUCCAGUGUUUGAUGAUGGUGUUAAAAUUCAAUACUGCGGUUGGCACAUGCUGAAAGUAAUUUAGUCAGCGCCCUUCGGUAUUACUGGAAAGCCUGUUAAAGGUAUAUGGAAAAAAUACCAUAAAUUCAGUGUUAGUGCAGCUGGAUAAUGGCGUCAUGAUUUUAUUUUUAUAUCCAACUUUAGAUGUUUUUUUUAAGCUUCUUUACUUUUUAUGUAGCAGUAAUCAGUAAGAAUUGUGUUUCCCUGGCCUAGAGACAUUAUGCGACACAAAUUUCUCUUGCUUUCAACUCUUCAAAAUAAGAAAUAUAAGACAUUUAUGUUAAUGUUCAUAAACCUAGGAAAUGGAUAGAGGAAAAUCUAUACUUUUUGUUGUGCACUUGGAAAAUUUAUAUGAAGUCUGAAUAAAUAUCUUUAUAAUCUU